Toxorhynchites rutilus septentrionalis is the source of this 5346-nucleotide messenger RNA. RefSeq lists its product as uncharacterized. Gene Ontology annotation, molecular function: nucleic acid binding; zinc ion binding. The transcript has a single exon. The record is from RefSeq and is a predicted model, not a curated record. The coding region runs from base 1 to 5346 and encodes 1781 amino acids. NCBI's taxonomy places the organism in Eukaryota, Metazoa, Arthropoda, Insecta, Diptera, Culicidae. Gene Ontology annotation, biological process: DNA integration.
AUGCCAGACAAAAAGGUGGAAAAACGACUGGCUGAUUUGGGAGUUAUGAAGAAAGGCAUAUUUGUCCAUCGUGAUGGUGUGGAGAAAUUUGUGAACGACUUUCAAGAAGCGCGUGAUUCAUGUCAGGUACCGGUUCGGAUCGAAUCUCUGGAUCGAGUAUAUCAUGAAUUUUUGGAAGUGCAAAGUGAAAUUGAACAAUUGGACGAUGAAGAGCAGUUAAAUAGACACCUGUCGGAACGAGCGGACUUCGAAGCGCGUUAUUGCACGGCGAAGGGAUUCUUGCUGUCUAAGCGAUCCGCAGAUGCCAAUCAAGCGGCCCUGAAUGCAUCGUUCCAUCAUCCACCAGCAAACCAAGGUACAUUUCACCUUAGGCUUCCGCAAAUAGAUCUUCCCAAGUUCAAUGGGGAUUUCUCAAAGUGGUUGUCGUUUCGAGACACCUACACAUCGAUGGUGCACUCGAACGCCGACAUUCCUACCGUGGCGAAACUCCAAUAUCUCAUCCAGUCACUAGAGGGCGAGGCACGCAAGCCGUUCGAGAGCGUGGAUAUCGAGGCCGAUAAUUACGGUGCCGUUUGGGACGCCCUGCUAAAAAGGUAUGACAACCGCAGAUUUUUGAAAAAGCAGCUCUUCCGUAGUAUCUACGACUUCUCAUCGCUCAAGAGAGAAUCCGCCAACGAGUUACAUGAGCUCGUGGACGAGUUCCAGCGCCACGUGAAGGCCCUUGCCAAGUUAGGUGAACCCGUCGAGCAUUGGGACACACCUCUUGUAAACAUCCUGUCCUACAAGCUCGAUCCAGCUACUCUUCGCGCGUGGGAGGAAAAGACAAGUCAGCAAGAUGACGUCAAGUACAACGACCUUGUUGAGUUUCUGUACCAGCGGGUACGAAUUCUGAAAUCUGUGGCAACCGAUCUACUACAACGUUCCCAACCGGUUCAAACAAAGGUGGCCGGCAACGUUGUUCCUCCGAAGAAGUACACCCAAUCCAAGGUCGCUGCCAACGCUGCUGCAUCCGAUAGUAGAUCCAACCUUCCUUCGUGUUACGCUUGUUCCGGUAAACAUUUCCUCUUCCAAUGUCAAGUUUUCGCCAAAAUGCCCGUCAGCCAACGAAGAGAGCUGGUAUCCCAACGGAAGAUUUGCUGGAACUGCUUCCGAAGUGGCCACCAAGCAAGGCACUGUUCCUCGAAGUUUUCCUGCCGAAUCUGUCGAGAUCGGCAUCAUACGCUGCUACACGAUCCAUCCCAGUCUAGUAAGAGCUCAUGUACUCCUCCCAUAGCAUCGAAUCUUACCGAAAUGGCACAAGAUCCACCCAUGUUGGCUAUCCCAGGGCCGCCUACCUCCUACCAACAAGUAAGCAUGUCGGUUCAGUCCCAAGCCAGAACGGUUCUCCUCGAAACAGUUGUUCUCCAAGUCGUCGACGAUAAUGGGCACGUUUUCCAAGCCCGAGCUCUUCUAGAUUCCGCUUCGAUGUCGCAUUUCAUGUCCAAAGAUCUUGCGAAGCUGCUCUCCAACUCCCAAUCCAAGGUUGAUGUGUCCGUAGCUGGAAUCGGACAAUCCCACCGGAAGAUCAAGCGUGCAGUAACCACCACAAUCCAGUCAAGAGUCGCGUCUUUCUCUACGAAGCUUCAAUUCCUCGUUAUCGAGCAUCCCACGGCUGACCUACUCACCAUGUACGUCCAAAUCUCUUCGUGGAACCUCCCUAAUGUGAAGUUGGCUGAUCCUGCGUUCCACAUUCCCAACAAGAUUGAUUUGGUAAUCGGUGGUGAGGCGUAUUGGGACCUACACACCAGGAAGAAACUUGACCUAGGCCCAGGUCUCCCCUACAUCAUCGAGACGUACUUCGGUUGGACAUUCUGCGGUUCAACUUCCCAAGAUUCCUCCAACUCAAUGGUGUGUACCAUAUCCAGCACUGAUGCCCUGUUGGAUGCAACUCUACAAAGGUUUUGGGAGAUCGAGACGAUUCCGAACCAAUCCGUCCAUUCCAGCACGGAGAAGGCCUGCGAAGAGCUCUAUGCAGCAACAACAACUCGUGAUUCUACCGGGCGAUACGUAGUUCGCCUACCCAAAACGGACAAUCCGGACGUCUUCUUGGGAAAUUCGGAAUCCAUCGCCGAACGCCGAUUCCUCAGCUUAGAACGCCGUCUCGAGCGUGACCCCAGCAUGAAAUCAUCCUAUCACCAAUUCAUGGAGGAGUAUGAGCGUCUCGGUCACAUGAUACAUCUGAACGAACCCGUGGACAACUCGAUUCCACACUGUUAUCUCCCGCAUCAUCCCGUAUUCAAGCUAUCGAGUACCACAACGAAGACGAGAGUCGUGUUUGAUGCAGCGUGCAAGACCGCAUCGGGAUAUUCCUUGAAUGACCUCCUACUUGUCGGACCUGUCGUUCAAGAUGAUUUGUUGUCACUCAUCAUGCGCUUUUGUUUCUACCCCAUUGCCCUGAACGGUGACGUCGAGAAGAUGUACCGUCAGAUGCUUCUCCACAAGGCAGACCGACCGUACCAGAGGAUCAAAUGGCGUACUGAUGCAUCCCAACCGAUAGCUACCUACGAGUUGCAAACCGUGACCUACGGCACUGCUUCUGCCCCAUAUUUGGCCACAAAAACUCUCCAAAAAUUGGCGAGUGAUGCGGCCCACUUAUUUCCUUCCGCUGCGAAACCAGUAGCCAACGAUUUUUACGUAGACGACUUUCUGUCAGGUGCCGAUGAUGUCGAGUCAGCCAUCCGAAUUCGACGUGAAGUAUCAGCGAUGCUUGCUUCUGCUGGAAUCCCGAUGAAGAAGUGGGCUUCGAAUUCCGUCGAAGUCCUUGAAGACAUUCCACCCGAAGACCGAUCAAUCCAGCCGUGGCACGAUUUGCAAGAUCCUCAAUCCGUCAGCACUCUCGGUCUAAUCUGGGAGCCUAUAACCGAUAUCUUUCGGUUCAAGGUACAGUUGCCGCUGCCGGCUGCUGUACUCACCAAACGUAGAAUCAUGUCCUACGUGGCCCAAAUUUUCGACCCAUUGGGACUAGUAGGUCCAGCCGUUACGAAAGCGAAGCUGUUCAUGCAGUGCCUGUGGACACUGAGAUCCUCCGACAACGAACGCUACGAUUGGGACCAACCAUUACCUUCAAAGCUACAACAAGAGUGGAAAGAGUUCCACAGUACCAUUGAUCUUCUUCGAGAAGUUCGAAUUCCACGGUUUGCUUCCAUCGCCGGGGCCGUCAGCAUCGAACUCCAUUUCUUCGCUGAUGCUUCAGACAAGGCUUACGGCACGUGUUGCUAUGUUCGUGCGCAAUCUGCCCAGGAAGUAUCCGUGAAACUGUUGGUCUCCAAGUCUAAAGUUUCACCCCUAGCAGUACGUCAUACUAUAGCUCGAUUAGAGUUAUGCGCAGCUCAUCUUUCCAUGCAGCUGUACAAGAAAGUCGCUUCGUCAUUGAGAGUUGUUCCACCUGCCUUCUUCUGGUCGGACUCCACCACCGUGAUACAGUGGCUUCGAUCAUCACCUGGACGUUGGAAAACGUUCGUAGCCAACCGUGUGAGUCAAAUUCAUUCUUCUACCCCAAUCGAUAAGUGGAAUCACGUUGCUGGUUCGGACAAUCCAGCUGAUGACAUCUCCAGAGGAUUGGAUCCAGCCGAACUUCUCAACAAGGCAAGGUGGUGGAAUGGUCCAUCCUGGUUAAAAUCUCCUCCUGAGCUCUGGCCAAUAGGAGCACUACCAACGAAAGAAACCGUCGAAGUAUCCCAUGAAUGCCGUAAAAUUCCCAUUGUAGCAAUGACAGCCAUCCAAAGCACUUUCCACGAAGACCUGUUCUCCAAAUAUUCCAGUUUUUCUAAACUUCGUCGUAUGGUCGCAUGGUGGUUGCGAUAUCUGCAAGCUCUUCGUGAACGUGCAAUCGUUCGUCAUUCCAAAGCGAUCAGUCCUGGAAUACCGAAAGGAUCCAAUGAGCCGUGUAACCCCCUCAAUUCCGAUGAACUCCUAUCAGCCGAGCGAAUCCUAUGUAAAUUAGCGCAGUUAGAGAGCUUCCAAGAAGAGCGUAAUGAUCUCGUUGUACGUACGAGCGUAUCCAAAUCAAGUCCGUUGAAGUGGUUGAAGCCCUAUGUUGAUGUAUUCGGACUGAUUCGCGUAGGAGGACGCCUAGACAAUGCUGAUUUAUCUGAGUCCACCAAGCACCCGAUUGUGCUGAGCGGCAAGCAUCCAUUAGCGAGUAUGCUCGCUGUGCACUACCACAAAACACUUCUUCACGCUGGCCCACAGUUGAUGCUGUCAACUGUCCGCCAGAAAUAUUGGAUUCUCGGCGGACGAAACCUCAUUAGACGCACCUAUCAUCAGUGCAUCACUUGCUUCCGUAGCAAGCCGCAGUUGAUUCGGCAAACCAUAGCAGAUCUACCUGCAUCCCGUGUCACUCCGACGCGUCCAUUCUCCGUCUGUGGCGUAGAUUAUUGCGGUCCAUUCUAUGUCAAGUCGGCAAUCCGGAAACGAGGCCCAACGAAGGUAUAUGUGGCAAUUUUCAUUUGCUUCUCUACACGCUCUGUCCACAUUGAGCUCGUGAGUGACCUCACGACUGCCGCAUUCGUCGCCGCACUGCGUCGACUGAUAGCUCGAAGGGGGAAGGUUACCGAGCUGCACUCCGACAACGCCACGACCUUCAAGGGUGCUUCGCACGCCAUGCAUCGCGUGUAUCGAAUGCUGAAGCAGAACGACGUUGACCGGAACCAAAUCUUUUCCUGGUGCGCAAAUAAUGAGAUCCGGUGGAGAUUCAUCCCGCCCCGUGCACCUCAUUUUGGAGGACUGUGGGAGGCUGCGGUGAAGUCCGCGAAGACCCACCUACUCAAAGAGAUUGGCAAUACCAGUCUUGCCUACGAGGACAUGCUCACCUUACUAGCGCAGGUCGAGAUGUGCCUCAAUUCGCGCCCAUUAACGCCGCUGUCGUCGGAGCCAUCAGACCUGGAAGCCUUGACACCCGGUCACUUCCUGGUGGGCUCAAACCUUCAAUCCGUUCCCGAAGCUACAUUCAUCAAUAUUCCCGAAAACCGGCUCAAUCAUUGGGAGCAAACUCAGCGUCACCUCCAACGAAUCUGGGCACGCUGGUACCCAGAAUACCUCCAGCAGCUGCAGUCCAGAGCUGCUCAAGGCUGCAAGUCACCCAGCAAGAUCGAGAUCGGACGGCUCGUCGUUGUCAAGGACGACUGCCUUCCACCUGCCCAAUGGCCUCUCGGCAGAAUCGUCAAGGUCCAUCCAGGGAAGGACGGAAUCGUCAGAGUGGUCACACUGAAGACUUCAUCCUCGGACAACGUCGUGCGACCCGUAGCACGAAUUGCUUUGCUGCCAACAUCCAGCACUCAUUCCGAUGAGCACGUCGAACACAACUAG